Messenger RNA from Apiotrichum porosum, 915 nucleotides. RefSeq lists its product as uncharacterized. The transcript has 7 exons. Gene Ontology annotation, cellular component: membrane. NCBI's taxonomy places the organism in Eukaryota, Fungi, Basidiomycota, Tremellomycetes, Trichosporonales, Trichosporonaceae. The coding region runs from base 1 to 915 and encodes 304 amino acids. The record is from RefSeq and is a predicted model, not a curated record.
AUGUCCAGUAUCCCCGGGUACAAGGGUGACAUCAACCCCACACCCGGUCACGGCGAGACCCGCAUCUCCAUCUACCUCUACCGGCCGUGGUUUGGCGGCGCAAUCGCCGGUGCCGUCACGUUUGGCAUCGUCCUCUGUGUCCAGCUCUUCUUCCUCUUCAAGUACAAGCGCACAAGAUGGUUCCACGGGUUGCUUGCCUUGGGAUCAUUGAUGGAAGUCGGAGGAUAUGCUGCGAGGAUUAGAGGACAUGCGAACCAGUUCUUGAUCAAUGUCUUCAUCGUGCAAUACUUCCUGAUUGUUGUCGCUCCCAUUCCCAUCGCGGCCGCCAUCUACCUGGUUCUCACCUAUGCUUCGAAACGUUUCCCCAACGGCCGCUCGUUGCUGGCAAUGCGCCCCAACUGGAUCCUGUGGUUUUUCGUUCUCAUGGACGUUGCGACCAUUGCUGUCCAGGUGUGCGGCGCCGCGCUUGUCGGCAUUGUCUAUUCAAAGCAGGCCCGCGGCGAGUCGACCCCCGUGACCACCGAGACUGCCAACAACAUUCUUCGAGCUGGUCUUGCCGUGCAGACCGCCUCGUUUACUGGCUUCCUUUUCCUGCUUGUGGUCGCCAUCUUCCGCACAAAGAAACUCGCACUCCCUGCUGACCAGCACCGCAACAUCCGUCGGCUGCUGUGUCUCAACUUGCUCACUGCCCUCCUUGUCUUGCUGCGUACUGUGUACCGUCUCGCUGUCGAGAUUGAAGGCUACUUUGGUUCAGCCAACCAAUCCCAGAUCCUCUUUACUUGCCUCGAGUAUCUUCCGGUCAUCCUUGCCCUGGCGCUGUUCUCCAUUGUCCCCAUCGCCUCUUUCUUCCCCCGCGAGGACCAAGCGGGCGAGCAUGUCCCCAUGGAGCCCUUCACUGUGAAGGAUACCUACUAG